AUGGCACGUGCCCCGAGGGGCGGCGGAGCGGACCUGUGGCAGCGCAGGGCGCGCGCGGGCAGGGGCGGCCGUGUACAGACCUGGCGCGCCUCGCUGCUGAAAGGAGUCGCGGCCGCCGCGACGUGGCGGUCUCCCGCGGGCCCGGCCCCCACCCUCGCCCCGCUUCGGCAGCGAGGGGAGCACGAGCGGGAAGGUCACGCCCUCGCCGCCGACGGUCUGUGCCCCCGCGUUCUUCAGGGAGUUACGGACACGGCCUCUGCCUUCGGUGUCACGUGGGCGGCAGCUGCAAUGCCCACCGCGCAGGAUUUUCUGCAGUACGUGCGCACCACGGGGUGGCACGACAUCUGCGUGUUUGCCACGAGUUCCGAGGAGCUUUGCCUUUGCAGUUGCCGCACUGGGCAGUCGUGCUGGCCCACCCUGAGGCACGCUAUCGGAGUGCUCGCGUCAGGCACCUUCCUGCAGCAGCCCGCGGCGCCGCCGCAGCAGGGGCACCAGCUGCAGCCGUCGGUGGUCCAGCGCGCAGUCUCCGACGGCGCGACGCUGAUGCACGCGCCUUGGCAGGCGGAAGGAGCGCUGGGCGCCGGGCGCCCGGGCGCUGCGUCGUUGCCAGCCGCCGCGGCCGCUCACACCACGGCAGCCAGCGCCCACUCCACGCCGGCGGUGUCCUCGGGAGCAAGCCCUGCGGCUGCCGCGGCGGGCGUGCCCGCCAGCCCAGUCAACGUUGCCGCC
Molecule: messenger RNA, 729 nt
Organism: Prorocentrum cordatum
Lineage: Eukaryota; Dinophyceae; Prorocentrales; Prorocentraceae
Source: the annotation of a GenBank genome assembly